Molecule: messenger RNA, 692 nt
Organism: Durusdinium trenchii
Lineage: Eukaryota; Dinophyceae; Suessiales; Symbiodiniaceae
Source: the annotation of a GenBank genome assembly
CAACUGCUGAAACACGUGCCAGCCAACGCGUGGGAGCCAUGGGCCAUGAGCAGAGCUGAAGCCUGUUCGCCUGUUCUGUCAGAUGACCUUUGUGCCGAAUGGCGAGCCCUGGCCGUCCCGGGCGCGGAGUACUGGACCGCGCCACGAGGUGGUAGCACCACAUGAACUGGCGGCCGAUGCGGCCUUGGUGGAUUCCUGGGCGCAGAUGCCGUGCCCCAACCUGUGGCCGGGACGCCCACGACACAGCCCUGAGUUGGUCUCCCACAGCUUUGCCGCACGGAGCACCACGCCGCAGCGACCGCCCAGCGACGAGGAGGAGGAAACGACCGUGGGCGCACGGAGCAGCCAGCCUGGAGUUGGGUUCUGGCAAUCCAUGCGCAACGACUAUUCGCGGAUCCUGGAGCAGGGGCGGCAGGCACGAGCUCAGGUGCGGGCGCCGCACUUGCGAGCCUCCGAGUGGCUACCCAAAGAGGGAUCCAGCGCUGAGUGUGCCAUUUGCCUGGCCAACUUGGAGGUUGGUGCUCUUGUCUCCUCUUUGCCUUGCAGUCAUCUUUUCCACUUUGAGUGCAUUGCCCGCUGGAUGCUGCAGGGCGCAAGCAUGCGCUGUUCAGGUAGCUGUCCUCUUUGCCGGCAGCAAGUGGAGGAGAGCUCUGCGUGAUGGCAGUAGAGUGGGCCCAAUGCCACUGAAUGUA